Castor canadensis (American beaver) is the source of this 202-nucleotide messenger RNA. RefSeq names its product killer cell lectin-like receptor 7. The record is from RefSeq and is a predicted model, not a curated record. Lineage: Eukaryota; Metazoa; Chordata; Mammalia; Rodentia; Castoridae.
AUGAGCAAUCAGGAGGUGACAUAUUCAACCCUGAAAGUUCUUCAGUCUUCAAGAGUCACAGAAUAGAUAAGAACUGAUGCUACUCAAAAUCCUAGAAAAUCUGAAGGAAAAGAAUUUUCAGUGCCUUGGCAACUCAUUGCAGUGACUCUUGGGAUCCUGUGUUUAAUUCUGUUCACAAUAAUAGCAGUGAUGAUGAUAAAAA